Ochotona curzoniae (black-lipped pika) is the source of this 676-nucleotide messenger RNA. It is a transcript of the gene TNNC1, whose product is annotated as troponin C1, slow skeletal and cardiac type. NCBI's taxonomy places the organism in Eukaryota, Metazoa, Chordata, Mammalia, Lagomorpha, Ochotonidae. Gene Ontology annotation, molecular function: calcium ion binding. Gene Ontology annotation, cellular component: myosin II complex. The transcript has 6 exons. The record is from RefSeq and is a predicted model, not a curated record. Bases 73 to 558 code for a protein of 161 amino acids.
GCUGGGGCAGGGCUAUUUAAGCCGAGGUCCAGGGCUGCUGGCAAGCCCAGCAGCUGACCGUCAACUGCAAGCAUGGAUGACAUCUACAAGGCCGCGGUAGAACAGCUGACAGAAGAGCAGAAAAAUGAGUUCAAGGCCGCCUUUGACAUCUUUGUGCUGGGUGCUGAGGAUGGCUGCAUCAGCACCAAGGAGCUGGGCAAGGUGAUGAGGAUGCUGGGCCAGAAUCCCACGCCUGAGGAGCUGCAGGAGAUGAUUGACGAGGUGGACGAGGAUGGCAGUGGCACGGUAGACUUCGAUGAGUUCCUGGUCAUGAUGGUCAGGUGCAUGAAGGAUGACAGCAAAGGAAAAUCCGAGGAAGAGCUGUCUGACCUCUUCCGCAUGUUUGACAAAAACGCCGAUGGCUACAUUGACCUGGAUGAGCUGAAGAUCAUGCUGCAGGCCACGGGCGAGACCAUCACGGAAGAUGACAUUGAGGAGCUCAUGAAGGAUGGCGACAAGAACAACGAUGGCCGCAUCGACUACGAUGAGUUCCUGGAAUUCAUGAAAGGUGUGGAAUAGACCAGAGCUGCAUCUAGGACUGUCCGUGCCCAUGCCAGCUCCAGCCAGGCCUGAAGGUGGCCUUGGGGUGGGGCCCCUGUCCCUGGAAUCCCAUCCAGUGGUGUGAAUAAAACCUUUU